CUGCCAGAACCGCUGCGCGCAAGAGAAGAGACGAGACAAGACACACACGCAAACCUCGUCGGCCCUCCCUCCACCACAUUCUCCCGUCCAUCGCCGACCGACGGUCUCCUUCUCUCGAUCUACCCACCUCCCUAUACUCUGGAAGGCAGACCUUGACUCCACGCCUAGCAAUCGACCGGAACGAAGCAACCGCAUCCAUCGCCCGCGGCCUCGAGGCCAUCACAAACCAACCCGCCAUGGAUCUCCAUCGCUGCCGCUUCGUCCCCUACCCGCCCUCCGCCAUCAACGCCCUCGCCUUCUCCCACCCCUCCGCCCGAUCCAAGAACCAGGCCGCCCUCUCGCGCCUCGCCGUCGGCCGCGCCAAUGGCGACAUUGAGAUCUGGAACCCGCUCGCCGGCGCCUGGCAUCAGGAGACCGUCCUCCGCUCCGGCGCAGACCGCUCCGUCGACGGCCUCGUCUGGGUGAACGACCCGGACGACGACGACACCACCGCCGCCCUCCCCGGCCGUUCCCGCCUCUUCAGCAUCGGUUACACCUCCGCCGUCACCGAGUGGGAUCUCUCUACCGCCCGGCCCCUCCGCCACGCCAGCGGCCAGCACGGUGACAUCUGGUGCCUCGCCGCUCAACCUCCCGCCUCACCCCAGGACCCCGUCACCCGCCUCGUCGCCGGCACCAUCGACGGCAUGCUCGCCCUCUACUCCCUCGAGGACAACGACCUCCGCUUCCAGCGCCUGCUCGUCAAGUCCCCGACCAAGAAGGCCCAGAUGGUCAGCAUCGCCUUCCAGUCCCGCCACGUCGUGGUCGUCGGCUGCUCCGACUCCACCCUGCGCGCCUACGACAUGCGCAACGGCUCCAUGCUGCGCAAGAUGGCCCUCGGCGCCGACCUCGCCGGCGGCGCCCGGGACAUCAUCGUCUGGAGCGUCAAGGUCCUGCCCUCGGGCGACAUCGUCUCCGCCGACUCCACCGGCCAGGUCUGCAUCUGGGACGGUAAGACCUACACCCAGAUGCAGCGCAUCCAGAGCCAUCGCCAGGACGUCCUCAGCCUCGCCAUCAGCGCCGACGGCUCCGCCAUCCUCAGCGGCGGCAUGGACCGCCGCACCGUCCUCUACAAGAAGACCUCGGGCUCCGGCGCUCGUUGGGGCAAGGUCUGGAGCAGGAAAUACCACGACCACGACGUCAAGGCCAUGGCCUCCUUCGAGAGCCGCAAGAUGAGCGUCGUCGUUUCAGGAGGUCCCGACGCUUCCCCCGUCGUCCUUCCCCUCAAGGAGCUCGGCCGCGAGAACCACAGAACCCUCUCCAGCCUGCCCCAGUCGCCGCCACUCGCCAGCGCUCCGUCCGCAAGGAUGGUUGUCGGCUGGUGGGACCGCGAGAUCCAUAUCUGGAAGCUGCAGAGCGCCUUCGACGGCCUCUACGGCGGCAACGCCGCCGACGUCGACACCAACCUGGAGAAGAACCGCAAGCUCCUCAAGACCAUCCUCGUCAAGGGCGAGUCCAACAUCACCUCGGCCGCCAUCACCCGCGACGGCUCCCUCCUCGUCGCCGCCACCGGCACCGACGUCAAGGCCUUCCACCUGCGCCACCAGAACCCGACCAAGCCCUCGGACGUGAAGCUCGCCCCCGUCGCUGUCCCCAAGCCCCUUGCCGGCGUCGGCGCCAGCAAGAUCGUCCUCUCCCCCGAUGGCGCCUGGCUUGCCGCCAUCCAGGACGGCUCCAGGGUCCUCGUCGCCAACAUCACCCGCGAAGGCGGCAGCGGCAACGGCGACGACGCUCUCGUCAUCCAGAAGCCCCGCGUCAUCAACCGCCUGCGCCGCAACAUCCCCAAGCGCCAGGCCCUCGCCGGCCUCGGCAACUACGAGAGGAGCAUCACCCAGCUCGCCUUCUCCCCGGACGGCCGCAUGCUCGCCUCCGCUGACCUGGCCGGCUACAUCGACACCUGGGUCUUGCAGGACGGCGCCGCCGAGGACACGACUACCGCUGACGCCGCGUCGACCUCCGACAGCGACGAGUCGGGCGACGAGGACAACGUCAACAACACAGCCGCCGCCACGGGAGAGCGCUGGGUCCGUAACCCCCGCGCGUCCCUCAUGCCCAAGCUCCCGGCGCCGCCCGUCGUCCUCUCCUUCUCGGACGAGACCGCCACCGCCCCCGCCGACGGCGCGACGACGACCACAGAGUACACACUCGUCGCCGUCACGACGUCAUGGCACAUCCUCGCCUUCCACCCCGUUGCCGGCUCCCUCACCCCCUGGUCCCGCCGCAACCCCGUCUCGCGGCUGCCCGCCACCAUCCGCGACACCCGCGACCUCGCCAAGGGCCUGCUCUGGCAAGGGCCGCGCGUCUGGAUCUACGGCGUCUCCUUCCUCUUCAUGCUCGACCUCUCCCAGGACCUCGCCGCCCCGAACGGCACCACCGCCGCCGACCCGGAGACCGCCCUCGUCCAGCAGCACCUCCAGCACCAGGCCGGCACGAAGCGCAAGCGCAGAGGCCCCGAGAGCGGCGCCGGCGCGCGCAUGGCCAUCGGCGCCGUCGUCCCGCAGCAGGUCGACCGCUUCGUCGGCUCCAAGGCCUCCAAGGAGUGGCAGGACGACAUCGAGAAGCAGAAGCUUGCUGCUGCCGCCGGUGGCGCCGGCGGUGACGAGGACGCUAUGGACGUCGACGCCUCCGACGAUGACGACGACAAUGACGACGGCAGCGAGAGCGAGGGCGGCGAGCUGGCGGCCCUCCGCAACCGCAACCAGGAGACCCAGACCGAGGAGGGCGCCGAGGGCAAGACGCGGUGGUGGUACACCUACAAGUACCGUCCCAUCCUGGGCAUAGUACCCCUCUCCUCCGGAGAUGCCGCCGCCACCGACAGCAACAACACGACGCCCUCACUCGAGGCCGUCCUCGUCGAGAGGCCCAUCUGGGAGGUGGACCUUCCCGAGCGGUACUUUGUCGGCAACGAAUGGGAGAAAUAGACGGGGCCAUCCUACCUCAACAGGAGACGGCGAAAAGAGGGGGCAGAGUGACGCAUGAUGAUAAGGCUAGAGGGCCCAUUGGAAGCAGAGCUGCUGGCCGGCAGGUGGUCAGGCAGUUCGAGGAGAGGCCCCCCCUUUCUCGUCUCCUGAUACUAUAUUCGGCUAGUUCACGCCACCACCCGAGUUCUUCUCGAUGCCGCCACCCGUUCUCGUUGUCACCAAGAGGGAGAGUAAAAGGAUGAAAGGACCGUGGUGGGAAGCAGAGACACGAAGGAACCAAUGUACAAUUUUUCAUCAUUUCUUUUCGUUUUGCACACGACAACUACGGAUUCCCUAUCCCUGUGCCGGUGAGAGGCUACGAUAGCCGGAAGUGAUCACACGUCGAGCAUUCCCUCAAGGUCAUCGUUGUAUCGGGGAAGGGGAAGCGGAUGAGACGGAGGGGCACUCCCGCUGGGAGGGUGUGGUUGCGUAUGUGUCAGAGAAGGCAGCGGAUAGGGAGAAAAAAGAGCCGGAGAAUCUACUGCACUAGGUUGAUAUACGACAAAGAGGCCACGCGUUGCCCGUGUCUUGGCGAAGAUGUCGUUUUUUUCUGUCAUGUUCAGUACAGGGGCGGCGGCGGUAUAGAAAAAGUUGGAAUUUCAUCAUUUUGUAUCUUUCCGUUCUGUGUGGAGUUUCUCCAUGUGCCGAAUAGACAACCUCGUCCGUCACCUUUCGAGAAGAUGACGGGACGGGGAAGGGUCGAGA
Colletotrichum destructivum is the source of this 3701-nucleotide messenger RNA. Its product is annotated as Putative U3 small nucleolar RNA-associated protein. Gene Ontology annotation, cellular component: 90S preribosome; small-subunit processome; t-UTP complex. Gene Ontology annotation, molecular function: protein binding; RNA binding. The record is from RefSeq and is a predicted model, not a curated record. Lineage: Eukaryota; Fungi; Ascomycota; Sordariomycetes; Glomerellales; Glomerellaceae. The transcript is spliced from 2 exons. Gene Ontology annotation, biological process: maturation of SSU-rRNA from tricistronic rRNA transcript (SSU-rRNA, 5.8S rRNA, LSU-rRNA). The coding region runs from base 237 to 2957 and encodes 906 amino acids.